AUGGUUCCAUUGCCUUGAUACAUUUCGUCCAAAACGUGCUGCUGCCUAGGUAGUAACCACGUGAUAUCGCAAUAAGUAUUCAUACAGUAAACAACCUUCACCCCCGGCAUCAAAGACCAUAUCCAAAUCCAUCAAAAGACCUCACUAACCUCUAGGAAACCCAAGCCCCUACCUAAAUGCCACUCAAACCCAAGCCCACAUCCUCACCCUGCACACACCCCCACCUCCUCACCACAUCCCAACCCUCCGCAUCCACCGGUACCCCAUCAAUCUUCUCCCGCGCUUCCCCAUCCCGUCGCGCAGCCGCCGCCUCAAAAACAGGUAUUCAUAAUCCCGAAAUUACAGAUACGAUCCUCCAUCAUUUUAAGUCGGAUGCAGAAUGUGCUUCUACGUUUCCGGGGCCGUUGGUGUUGGAUGGGGAUGAUUUGGUGAGGGAGCCGAGGCAGUUGGGUCAGACGUUUAGGGGGUGGGAGAGGGGGAGGUGGAGGAAUGUUGUGGAGGGGUCGAGGAGGACUAUUUAUGUUGUGGCUCCGCCUGGGGUGGAUGGGGGAGGGGUGGAGGGUUUAUGAGGGGUGGGGUGAGGUUGUGGGGGGGGAGGGGGAGGGGGGAAGGGGGGAAGAGAGGGAGGUUAUUGAGAAUGGGAGGGAAGGAGGGGAAUGGGAGACGGGUAAUUGGGUAUCAGAUAUUAUUUCAUAUCUUCAAGCAUUCUACCACGGUCUCCCAGUCAAACAAAUGGACCCCUCAAACCUACAUUUCACACCCUGGGAAGACACCACCCCAAACCCAUACAAAACGCGAUCUAGCCCCAAGAAAAAGAAACCCACCACCAUCAGUCUCCGCACCUCCAACUCUAAAACCCGUAUCCGCUACCGAGCCACCCCCUCCGCACCAUUUUCCCACCAGCUAAAUCUCUCCGAUGUCCUAGAUUCCGCUAUCGAUAUAUUACCUCCCGAUGCAUACGCAUUACUAAUGCUCGUAAACCAUGAUUUGUACGAAGAUGACGAUGAUGAGUUUAUUUGCGGCAGAGCUUAUGGGGGGAGUAGGGUAGCGGUUGUGAGUACGGCGCGCUAUAAUCCGGUGUUGGAUGAGAUGCAGGGAAUUGAGAGGAUACAUGGAUGGCCUGGGAGCCAUUGUGCUGAAUACAUAGAUAAAGUAUGCGGUAAAGUUAACCCAAAAACCAAUACUAAAACGAACACCAAAACAAGAAAACGCAAACGAACACACGACGAUAAAAACCUCACCUACGCCCUAAACCCAAGUCCGCUCCACCACGCCCUAACCCAACAAACCAGUCUCCCCCCUCUGUCAUCAUCCCCCCUCCCACCUACCACACUCCAAACCCUCCACCUCUCCCGCAUCUGCCGCAUCGCCUCCCACGAACUAGGCCACUGUUUCGGAAUAGCCCAUUGUGUAUAUUACGCAUGUAGUAUGCAAGGAAGCGCAUCGAUUAUUGAAGAUGCGCGACAGCCUCCGUAUUUGUGCCCGGUGGAUUUGCAAAAGUGGUUACGGCGACUGGGGGAUGUUAGGGGCGGUAUGAGGCUUUGAGGCGGUUUUGUGGGGAGCAUGCGGAGGGUCAUAUGUUUUGGCUUUUGGGGGUGGAUUUUGGGAGGUUGGGGCAGGUGGGGAGGGUGGAGGGUGGAGGGCUGAGAUCGUUUGUGUGGUUUAUUUUGUGGUGUGGUGUAGGGGAGUGGAAGUUGGGUGUUCUUAGUCGAUUGUUGGGAUUGGAGUAUUGCUACGGGGUAACAGGGAGAUGGCUUGAUAAAAUUAGAUAAUUAAUUCGAGAUCGGGUUUGAAGUUCAUUGAUUUGUAUCUAUGGGCAGCUAGAAAACAUAC
This is a messenger RNA of Sclerotinia trifoliorum, 1833 nucleotides long. NCBI's taxonomy places the organism in Eukaryota, Fungi, Ascomycota, Leotiomycetes, Helotiales, Sclerotiniaceae. The record is from the annotation of a GenBank genome assembly.